CACUACUUCGUAACUUUAAAAUCUUUGUUAAAAUGGCUACGCGAAUGCAUCUUUCUCAAACGACGACUACAUUAGCGUGGGCGAAAAUCCGAAACGCUGAAGAGGUCUCCACGCUGAGUUCUAAGGUCUUUCUGACAUGGUGUGAUGAUACAAUCCUUUUCCGCGAUGUUACUACAAAAGAGGAAACCCAUUACCGGGCAAAUGAUGGAGUGCAUGGUGACGGAAUAACUGCAACCGUAGGGCAUCGCAAUUUGCCAGUGUUUGCCUUCAGCGAAACUUGUUUGAGACCGAGCAUAUUUGUUUUAACCUAUCCAGAUUUCAAAACAAUCAGCGUAUUGAAAAGUAACCAUAUGGAGGCUUAUCGGCACCUUCGGUUCUCCGAGACUGAAUAUCUAUUGGCUCUUACCGGUUUACCAACUUAUUCGUUGGAAGUGUGGAACUGGCGCUCAGGGAAACUUCUCGGCACGGUAGAAACUGGACUGUUUUCUCCAGAUCAAGUAAUAAGACCGAACCGCAGUGUUCCUUUCAUGGCAGCUCAAUAUGCCCCCGAACUAGCAACUUUCGUAAUUUGGGAGAUUCAUUUGAGUAUGGAACAGGCUUUCAUAAUAAAAAAGCCGACUACGAUUCCGUUUAUUAAUAUCGACACAAAAAUGGCUUUCACAUUUGGGGUAGACAAUAAUGUUUACAUGACUGACAGUAUCGGGAACCUUCAUUCGCUACUACCAGGAGCUCAUACUCCGAUAUUACUUUGGGAAUGUGAAGAAGUCUCAGGAACGAAAGAAACUUUAAUCCAAUCCUACAAAGGAGGGUUUGCGAUUCACGGUUCAACAGGUAUAAUUUCAUUUGUCAAAAAGCUGGAUGGAGUAUAUUCAACACAAUGGCGGAUUUCACUGCCCAUUGAUGUAACAUUGUUGCGUGUCCUCAAUGGUCAGCUAUACAAUAUCACACCACAAGGAACGUCCUACCUUAUAGACAAUUCUGAAAACGCCAGUCCGAACCCUCAGUCUAUCACUGUUCCAGACGAGUCCAAACACAUCGUGCGAAAUUUCGAUAUGAUAAAUCCUGUUGGACAAUACAUUGCAGUUGUGGUUGGAUACAAGACAAUUGAACUAAUUGAGUGUAGCUCGGGAAAAAAUAUUGCAACUACGAAGACGCAAAACAUAGUAAAUAUCAGAAGUCAUCCCCACUACCCUUAUAUUGCAAUUGGAAAUCAAAUGGGGAUGGUUACCUUAUUGUCAUACUACACCCCUAAAAAGCCGAAGAUAAUUACAGAAUUCAAUCUGAGCGAAACGUGGAUAGAUCAGCUUCGCUUUGCCCCAUCAGGAGACGUUCUCGUAGUUAAUGAUCGCUAUGGAGAUUUCUACGUUAUAACAGGAAAAAUUGGGGGUCGGCUCGAUAUCACCGCGCAUUUCACUUUUGAAUAUCCCGAUCUGCAUUUUUGUGCUCAGCAACCUACCGACAUGAUUAUUCAUCUACUCCUGCUGUCUCCCAUGGAUAAAGAUAUGGAAAACACGAUUGCCUCUAACAAAAUCCAUCGAGUCACAGUCACGCUAGGAAACCGUAAAAAAACAGAGACUACCAUCUCCCUUGCAGAGCGCUACACAUCAAUCGUGGCGUCAGCAACAAAUCCCAACCAGUACAUUGCAACACCAUACAUGAAACGUGACAUCCAUAUCCUUGAAAUGCAAGGCGACGUUAUAAAGUCAAUGGAAGUCAUUGCAACAUUCAAUCAACUACCCUACCUGGAAGUGGUGAGCAAUACGCAUUUCAUAGUCACGUGGGGUAUGGACGGCAUUGUUUGCAUAUUUGAUGCACACACCAGAAAAAUAGAUGCCGUGUAUUUUGCUCAAAACCGAUAUGCACAUAGGAUGCGGAAAGUUCGUGUUGAUCCAGCUAGGAAGUAUGGAAUAUGCUUAGGUAUUCAAAGUACUCUGAAAUGUUUCCGCAUCGAUCCUAAUUAUGCCAGUUCUACGAAGAUGACAGAAUUGGCUAACUCACUACAAAGUGAAACUGUCGCAGCAAUGUUCACUAAAGCAACGAGAAGUUUCCAUCCAACAGGCGAAGAUGCAGAUAAGACCUGGCUAGAAGUAAAACAGAAACGUGAGCUGGAACACGAAAGACAGGAACAUAAAAAGGAAAAGGAUCAAAUCUUUGAAGAGUUUCUAAAUUUAAAGGAAAAAUUGAAAGUACUCAUAGACCUCAAUGAGGAAUGGCCAGAAAAUGAAAGACUCCCACUGCAAAAUUUCAACUUAAGUAAGGAGUGGGCUGAAAGCCUCUUUGAAAUGGCCCGUCAAGAGCGCGAACUAGAGGACAGAGCAAUGAAAGCAUAUGUUGCUGACCAAAACCGCAUCACACAGUGGAUAAUAGACAACACCUGGAAUCGAAUGGCCGUGCAAGGAUGUAAAGUUCGCGGAAUAUUCUCCAGCAUUUGCUGUGAAAAUUAUCCGCUUCUACAAAAGGAUAGAGCGAGCGAAGAGGAUUUGAAAAAAGUGCUUCUGUGGCUUAACACGGAGAACAUGGUUGCCAAAGUUGAUAAGUUUCAACCGUGGCUUCCGAAAUCAGCGGAGAAAAUGAUCCAACAGCUUUCUCAGGCCCCCACGUUUGUUGACGAAGAAUCAGGAUUCAAACAUAGUACGUCCUCAAGCGAGACUGAAGUGCAAGACAGUUCUCAGGAAUAUAUUCGAAUGAAGCGUUUGAAAUACGCCUUGACGGGCACCAGCACACAUAAUUUUAUAGAACCCCAUCCUAAUCGGUAUGAACAAAUGGAUGUCGUUACCUUCCAACAGACCUUUUCGGAGAAAAUUUUAGGAGAGUUGGAUAUGUACAAUCUUCGCGUGUACUUCAACAAACAAUUCGCUGGUCUCUAUAAAUUCAAACAGGAUCAAAUGGAUGAAGUUUUAAAGAGGAACAAUCGCUUAAGAAAAAUACAAAGUGAACUCAACAUUUUAGCUGAGCUAAAGGGUUCCAACGAGUAUUUUGAUGAUGUAAUUAUUGAUCCUGAAUAUCAAUUAGAUGAGGAACCGGAGAAAAUAAUUAAGGUCGAAAACAGUGAAGUCCAAAUCACUCCAUAUAUCUCACCAAGCAAGCAGAAACUCCUCGAUGAAGAAGCUUAUCAGCUGGAGCAGAAACGACUGGCGUUAUUAGCCGAUGAUUUUCGUGAAAGAGCUCUCAUGGCUAUGAUGGAUGGCGUCUUGGAAAAGCGAUGGGAGGACGAAAUCAAAAAACCACCAUCACAGCCUGAAUGUAUAAGAACUGGCAAAAAUCCAGAGGAAUACUCAAAGGAUGACAUUCGAGCUAUUAAUGAAUACGAUUCCCAGCAAAAGUCACUUCAAAUGGAACGUGACAAAUAUCGAUUGAUGCUUCUCGAAGAAAAAUCGAAAUUGCAGAGUCUCCAAAGUGAAAUGAUAACAAAAUUCAAUUUAAAAUGCGCCUCCAUGUUUAUUUUAAAACACCAAGUGGAUGCUGCAAUCAAACAGGAGGAGCUGAAGCUACUGAGAAAUUCAAUGAAUAAUUUUGAACGGAUUCAGCAUAAAAGGAACGAAAUAAAAUAUAUGAAUGAAAUAACCCAAAUAAAAAAUGAAGCCGAAACAAUUCUUCAAACAUUGGAAGAACUAGAAAAACGCCUCAGUGAAUGUAAGGUACGCUAUGAUCAGCUACAGAGCCGAGAUCGACUUCUCGAUCGUCAAUUCAAAUCUCAAUUCGGAGAAAGUGCUCCACCUGUAAUUGUUGAUCAAGCAUACAAAAUUUUCAAAAAACGGCCGAAAUGGAUAACGAGAGCCUGGGCUACAGCGUCGAUUCUCCUGGACAUUAGUAAUCGAGUAAUCACAAGGAAUUAUGUAAAAUCAGGAGCACCUAUUCCAGAAGAGUGUUAUGAAUUUUUAUCUUUACUCGACUCAUUGGAAAAUAUCUCAAGCGCACCGAAUUCAAUUUCGCCCCACCUUUGGGGGAUUUUAUGUCAUUUGCGACGAGUAAAAAUUGAAAGUGAAUUUAAGCUAAAGGCACAGGGAAUGCAAAUGGCUGAAGCCGAGGCAACAUUAAAUGCAUUCGCUAAGGAGUUGGCAGCUAAGAAGGCUAGACUAGCUGAUAUCGAAAAAGAACGAGAGAGUGUUCGACAAGUUUACUUCGCUAAUCUAAGAAAUCGCACUAUACAAGUAGUGAUGCCUAGGGGAAUCAUUGAAGUUCCACUUACGGGUCAUAUAGGUGACUUUGAUGGAAACGUUUUACUGAACACUUCAGAUAUCGACAAUAUAAAUGAUAUAAUCAAGAAGGCCGGAGAAAUUAAAAUAAAAACUAUGACCCGCUCUGCCAUCUUCCGAAGGAAAAUUAUCUAUAAGGAAUGGGAACACAAAAUGCUUCAAAUGGAGGUGAAGAAUAUGCAGGACUAUUUGAGCAUAAUCGAGAAAUGCAAAGUAACAAAGGAAGUCCAAAUGUACUUGAAACGCAAAGACUUGGGACUAGCAGACGAUUUGAGCCAAUCCGCACUGAAUCGAGAAAUUGAAGCCACGCGGAUCUAUCUGAAAAAAUCUCUUGAAGAAAUAGAUACCUCCGUGGAGAAGGUAAAGCGCCAACUUGAAAUGAAGAGACGCGAGAAUAAGUUUUUGGAUGCAGAAAUUGCUAGGAUCAACGUAGACGUUACGGAACAAAGCUUAUUUAGAGAUUAUACAAUGGAAGAACAGGAACGCAAGAAACAGGCGGAGAGGAUGGCUACUGUCGUGGAAAGAGGAAAACUUAUUAGGAAGGUUCAAGCACAACAUGCUCAAAUAUUGGAAUUAGCUACAAUGCUUGAGCUCCAACGUUUGAGGACAUUCCCGACAUUGCAUGCUCCAAAAACAAAUCCGUUUUCAUAAGUUUUUGUCACAGUUCAGUUUUGAGUUGAGUAACUUAAUUUGUAUUGCAGAUCUUACACUAUUUAAUUUGCUUAUGCAUUUAAAUGUAA
Molecule: messenger RNA, 4936 nt
Organism: Hermetia illucens (black soldier fly)
Lineage: Eukaryota; Metazoa; Arthropoda; Insecta; Diptera; Stratiomyidae
Product: cilia- and flagella-associated protein 43
Exons: 16
Coding region: 33-4847 (1604 amino acids)
Biological process (GO): cilium assembly
Cellular component (GO): axoneme
Molecular function (GO): protein binding
Source: RefSeq, a predicted model, not a curated record